Salvia miltiorrhiza (redroot sage) is the source of this 1840-nucleotide messenger RNA. Its product is annotated as 6,7,8-trihydroxycoumarin synthase-like. The record is from RefSeq and is a predicted model, not a curated record. The transcript has 2 exons. Gene Ontology annotation, molecular function: iron ion binding; monooxygenase activity; heme binding. Bases 205 to 1725 code for a protein of 506 amino acids. Lineage: Eukaryota; Viridiplantae; Streptophyta; Magnoliopsida; Lamiales; Lamiaceae.
UGGUGGUAUUCAAAUCCAAAAUGAUCAAGUAAAGAAAGAUGAAUUAUAGCCAAACAAUUUUUAUCCAUACAUAUCAUACACCACAAGCUGACAAUUCUGAAACUAUUUUCUUUUGGUAUAUACAUGAAUUUGUGUAUCUUCUGUUUUAACACUCUCGUCUUCGCUACGUACCAAAGCUAAGAGAAAAUAAAAAUAAAAAUAAAAAUGAUGAUCCUUGUUAUUCUACUACUAAUCCUGGCUGCUUCAUUAUUGUUUGUCUUCCACAGGAAAAAAACAGUCCAAAAAUCGCCCCCUCUACCGGGCCCUCGCGGCCUCCCCUUCAUCGGCAACAUUCUGCAGCUGGACCCCGCCGCGCCUCACAUCUACCUAUGGAAGCUCUCCCUCAAAUACGGCCCUCUCAUGUCCAUGAAGCUCGGGUCCGUCCCUGUGAUCGUCGUCUCAUCACCCGAUAUCGCAAAGCAAGUGCUGAAAACGCACGACCUGGUGUUCAGCAGCCGGCCCAAGCUCCUGGGCCAGCACAAGCUUUUCUACAAGGGGUUGGACGUCGCCUUCGCGCCUUACAGCGAUUCGUGGCGCGAGACGAGGAAGAUCUGCGUCGUCCAUCUCCUCAGCAUCAAGCGGGUCCAGUCGUUCAGGCCGACCCGCGAGGAGGAGGUGUCUCGCAUGGUGACCAACCUCUCCGCCGGUUCGGGUCGGGUUGCGAAUCUGACGGCGGUCAUGCUGGAUCUAACCAGCACGUUGAUCUGUAGGGUCGCGUUUGGCAAGGAGCGUGAUGAGGGCGAAUCGAGGAUGAGAAGCAGGUUUGAUGAGCUCAUGAUUGAAUCUCAGGCCGUGCAGGCUGGGUUUGCUUUCGUUUCGGAUUACUUGCCUUGGUUUGGUUGGGUUGAUAGACUCAAUGGAAUGAUUGCCAAACUUGAUCGGGUUUUCAAAGACUUGGAUGAUUUCCUGGAGGAGCUGAUUCAAGAGCACUUGGAUCCGAAUCGCCCCAAAUCCAAGAAUCCCAAUAUUCUAGAACUUCUCAUUCAGCUCAAAAAUGAGAAUUCCAGCUCACUCGCUCUAACAUGGGAUCAUGUCAAGGCAAUACUCAUGGAUAUAUUUGUGGCCGGAACAGACACGAGUGCAGCGACGGUGAUUUGGGCCAUGACAGCUCUGAUAAAAAACCCAGAGACAAUGAAGAGAUUGCAGAAGGAAAUGAGUGAGUUGGUCGGCGAGAGAAGACAAGUGGACGAGGAUGAUCUGGCAAAGCUACCUUAUCUGAGUGCAGUGGUGAAGGAGGCAUUGAGAUUGUUUCCACCAGCACCACUCCUGCUGCCUAGAGAAUCAAUACAAAGUUGUAACAUCAACGGGUAUGCCAUUCCAGCUAAGACGCUAGUCUUUGUGAAUGCGUGGGCGAUUGCAAGGGAUCCCAACAGCUGGGAAAAUCCAGAUGAAUUUGUGCCUGAGAGAUUCUUAAACUCCAACAUCGACGUGAUAGGGACAGAUUUUGAGGUGAUCCCUUUUGGCGCGGGCAGAAGAGGAUGCCCCGGAAUAGCGAUGGGGCUGGCCACGGUGGAGCUCGCGCUUGCCAACCUUGUUCACUCUUUCCACUGGGAAUUGCCGCCGGGAAUCACCAAAGAGGAUAUUGAUACUCAGGUUUCACCUGGUCUUACUAUGCAUAAGAAAAAUCCACUUUGCCUUGUGCCUAUAAGUAGAUACACCGUUGAUCAUAAAAAUUCACACGAUUAAUAUAUGGAUUUUUAUUUGAAGUGACUAUCUAUACUUUGAAGUUUGAUCGAUUAAUGUGUAAGCAUAAAGCUUUUAUUCUAGAAACUUAGAGGUGAAUUUAAUUAAAUUUUACUCA